GCAUUUUCCAAAAUGGACUCUUCAAGUUCACGAUUGGAUACCGAGGGUCAAUUUGACGGUGCUUUAACCCAUCAAGACGACCAUCAAAAUGAUGUGGGUGAAAAAGUUGAAGAACCGAAGGAUUUAACGACGUUUAUUUCAGAUGAAGAGUUGAGUGAUAAGGAUGAUGAGAAAGUUGAAGAACCAAAGGAUUUAAUGACUUUUAGUCCAGAUGAAGAGUUGAGUGAUAAGGAAGAAAAUGUGGUCUUACCUGUGGUGUUAAAGGAUGAUGAGAAAAUUGAAGAGCCGAAGUCAUCAAUGACUUUUAGUUCAAUGGAAGAAGUUUGCUCUUAUUAUAGGAGGUAUGCUAAGCAAGCUGGGUUUGGUGUAGCUCAUAGAACCUCGAGAAAAACGAAGGGUAUAAAAAGUUACAUAAUGCUUAUAUGUACUCGUGGAGGUGACGAGCGAGCUACAAAUGAUGUUGCGAAGCCAAUUCCAACAACUAAUAGAACAGGGUGUGGUGCUAGGAUUUGUGCGAAAUUAUGUGGUGAUGGAACGUGGUUUUUGAGUAAAGUUGAGCUGACGCAUAAUCAUUCGUUAAGCCCGGGUAAAGCGAGAUUUUUUAGAAGCAAUAGAAAAAUUAAUGAUGCUGCAAAAAGAAGACUUGAGCUAAAUGAUAGAGCAGGAAUACGUCUGAGUAAGAAUUUCAAUUCGUUAGUCGUUGAAAGUGGGGGGUUUGAGAGUAUUUCUUUUGGAGAGAGAGAUUGUCGGAAUUAUAUUAAUAAGGCAAAAGAACUCCGUCUUGGUAAAGGGGGUGCCCAAGCACUUUGUGAUUACUUCAGAAGAAUGCAAAAGCAAAAUAGUGGCUUCUACUUUAUGAUAGAUAUGGAUGAUGAUUGUAGGUUACGAAACGUUUUUUGGGCGGAUGCACGGAGUAGGGCAGCAUAUGAUUUCUUUGGAGAUGUUAUUACGUUUGACACAACGUAUUUGACCAAUAGCUAUGACAUGCCCUUUGCUCCUUUUGUAGGAGUGAAUCAUCAUGGUCAAUCUAUACUUUUGGGGGCAGGACUCAUUUCAAGUGAGGAUACAGACACAUUUGUGUGGUUGUUUAAAUGUUGGUUGGAGUGCAUGAAUGGCCAAGCCCCUAAAGCAAUUAUAACAGACCAGGAUAGAGCUAUGAAAAAUGCAAUUGCUAUUGUUUUCCCUGGAACUCGACAUAGAUAUUGUCUGUGGCAUAUUAUGAAAAAGUUCCCUGAAAAAUUUGGAUCACAUGCUAAUUUUGAUGGCAUUAAGAGUGCCAUAAAUAAAUGUUUGUAUGACUCUCAAACGUGUGAAGAAUAUGAGGAAAACUGGAAAGAUCUACUGGAGAAGUAUAACCUUCAUGAUAAUGCAUGGUUGAAUGGGUUAUAUAGGGAGAAGACAUUUUGGGUGCCGGCAUACAUGAAAGAUACGUUUUGGGCGGGAAUGAACACUACACAGCGAAGUGAAAGUAUGAACGCAUUUUUUGAUGGGUACGUGCACUCACGAACCACAUUGAAAGAAUUUGUUGAUGAAUAUGAUAAUGCUUUAAGGAGAAUGGUCGAGAGUGAGACACGUGCUGAUUUUGAUUCUUUCAAUCGCACAAUCUCAUGUAUAAGCGCCUUGCAGAUAGAGAAACAGUUUCAAGUUGUCUACACAAAUGCGAAGUUCAAAGAAGUACAUGAUCAGUUUGUGAAAAUGAUGUCCUGUAAUAACUCUCAUCUCAAAAGUGAAGGUGCAAUUUCCACGUUUGAAGUUAUUGAAUAUGUUGCCGUUGGAGACCACUUAAUAGAAAAAACAUUUCUUGUUUACUUCAAUGAAGAUGAAUUGGAAGUGAAGUGCACAUGUGCAUUGUUUGAAGUAAGGGGCAUCUUAUGUAGGCAUUCACUUUCUGUGUUACGGACAAAGAGAGUGACAACUUUGCCACAAAGAUAUGUUCUUGAUAGAUGGAGGAAGGAUAUUAAGCGAGAGUACUCGAAGGUUAAGAGUAGUUAUGAUGCCAUUGGUGAUAAUCCACAUGCCCAAAUAUAUGACAAGGUGAGAAACAAUUUUGAGGAAUUACUGUCGCUCGCAUCAGAAAACACUGAGGAACGUUGCAUGGAACUAAUGAAAAGAAUUGAUCAAAUGAAGGAGUUGUGGCGUUGCGAAAAUCAAGCUUCUGGCAUUCCAGCUACUGUUGCAUCUUCUAGUUGUCAAAAGGUGCUUAGUCCUCAUAAGGUUACUUGUAAAGGGAGGCCAAGAACAAAGAGAAAGGUGUCUGUUAUAGAAACAGUGGUAAAGAAAUCUAAUGUAUCAAGCAAGCCACCAAGAGACAACAAUGCUAGAACGAAGAGACGGAAAAUUGAAGCCUCGAAAUCAACGGAAAAUCAAGGCAACACUAGUCAAUCUCCGUUGCCUUCUGUACCUUCUGCAACUCACGAUCAUAGUACUCAGGAUUCCGUCACUUCGUCAUCAACAGUUGCUCACACCUUCAGUGGUCACCAUCAUUCUAUUCUUUCUCAGGUGAAUUUGUCGAUUGACCCCAUAAAUCUGUUGUCCACAAUGAUAAGCCAACACAAAUACCAAGAGGCUUUAACUACAGCCUUACAAAUGCGUGAUGUGUCAAUUGUGAAUUGGAUUUGCUCCCAGGUCUUGACUAUGGAUCCUCUCCCUUUGAGUCAAGAAGUAUUGGUUCAAUUGUUGUGGUUUUUACCAUAUUGUAUCAAUACCAACCCAGCCGUAAUAAUUGCUUGGAUGACACACGUUUUUAAUUCCAUAAUCCCAACUGAUCCGGCAAUUGAAAUGCAUGUGCGGCCCAUCUUCAAUCAAGUUUAUGCCGCACUCAACCAUAUAAGUGUCCUGCCCACAAUUACCGAUGAUGUGCGGUCAACUAUACGUCUUCUGAUGAAUGGUUUACUUCCACCUUGAGACAAAAAUGAUAGUUAAUGGGUAACUAGUGUAGGCACAGUGAAAAAAUAAAGAUGCAGAUGGCUUGUGUUCUCUGCAAUGAUAUGACAAAAAUGCACUUUGUGGUGCCAUGUUUCUGUGUCAC
This is a messenger RNA of Alnus glutinosa, 3028 nucleotides long. Its product is annotated as protein FAR1-RELATED SEQUENCE 5-like. The record is from RefSeq and is a predicted model, not a curated record. Bases 13 to 2904 code for a protein of 963 amino acids. Gene Ontology annotation, molecular function: zinc ion binding. The transcript is spliced from 7 exons. Lineage: Eukaryota; Viridiplantae; Streptophyta; Magnoliopsida; Fagales; Betulaceae.